UAGAUAAAAGAGAGGGAGCUGGCUAAUUCUUAAAAUCAUCAAAUAUCGCAGUGUAACUAUACCAAAUAUACUUAUUCAGACCUUUGUUUUGCACAAUGGUGCAGCUUUCUCACGAGGACUACACAGUGGCAUGGAUAUCUGCCCUUCCUAUCGAAUUGGCCGCAGCGCAGGCCAUGCUCGACGACCCCCAUGAAUCUUUACCCGUCGCGCACCAUGAUAAGAAUACUUAUGCGCUUGGACGAAUUGGAGCGCACAACAUCGUCAUUGCUUGCUUGCCAGAUGGAAUACCGGGGAUUGCCUCGGCCGCAGUCGUGGCAAUGCAGCUACUGGCCAGCUUCCCAUCCAUUCGCUUUGGCUUCAUGAUUGGGAUUGGAGGAGGGAUACCGAGCAAGGAUGUCGAUAUUCGGCUGGGCGAUGUUGUUGUCAGUCGGCCAACGGGUGACCACGGAGGCGUGGUGCAGUAUGACCUCGGCAAAGCCCUAACCGGCGGACAGUUUCAGCGGACAGGCAUAUUGAGUCCGCCGCCGCAGGUCCUCCUGACUGCGCUGGCCAAGAUUCGAGCGAACCAUAUGUUGCGGGAAAGUCAGAUCCAAACAUUCUUGGACGACAUGGUAGCCAGGUUCCCUCGUAUGGCACAAGGCUUCAGCCGUCCUCCGCAAUCAGAUCACCUCUUUCAGGCGGAAUACGCCCAUUGCCAGGGAAGAGGCACCUGUGCGGAUUGCGACCAGGCCCAAAGUGUACCCCGUCCUCUGCGUGCUGAUGACCGGCCGCAUAUUCACUAUGGUCUGAUCGCGUCGGCAAAUCAGGUUGUCAAGGACUCUGCGUUGAGGGGCCGUUUGCAUCAGGAGCUUGGGGCUUACUGUGUGGAAAUGGAAGCCGCGGGCCUUUUGAACAAUUUCCCAUGUUUGGUCAUUCGAGGCAUCUCAGACUACGCAGACUCACACAAGAAUGACGGAUGGCAAGGGUUUGCGGCGGCGGCGGCGGCAGCGUACGCGAAAGAAUUGCUGGCCGUGGUCCAGCCGGAGAAAGUCUUGUUGACACCGAUGGCAAAGGCCGCUGUGAAAGCAGAAUCUUUCCGUAUCCCUCUGGACUUGGCCACAGUUCCUGCAGUAGGCGGAUUUGUGGGACACGAAGCAGAGCUAGAUUCGCUCUGGGAUUUGCUCGAACCGGAGGGUUCUCCUAUGCAGAAAAGAGCCAUCCUUCAUGGACUUGGCGGCAUUGGUAAAACCCAGCUGGCUGUCCAAUUUGCCAGGAUCCACAAAUUCGACUUCACAGCCGUCUUCUGGCUAAAUGGCAAGGAUGAGAAAACCUUAAUCCAAUCAUUGGCCUCGUUCCUCCCAAAGCUGCCAGGGAUUCAACUCACGCAGAGCGCUAAAAAUGAAAAGGAGAGGGAAGCACACGCACGGCAGUAUGCCCCGGCGGCACAAACUGAAAACCGUGAAGGAUACGAUAUCAGUCACUACUUUCCGGUUGUAGACCAAGGAUCCAUUAUAAUCACCACUCGGCUUCCGCAGCUCAGGGAUCUAGGCAAGCCACUCCCAGUCCGAGGGCUGUCUUUGGAAGAAGGGGUUCAACUACUCUUGUACUCGUCUGGGCGCCUGACAAAGGAGGACACCGAAGCAGGAAAGCUCGCCAAUCGACUCAAUGGUCUACCGCUAGCUAUUGUUAUGGCUGGAUCUUUCAUCAGUCAGACCGGCGUCAGUUUUGCAAAAUAUUUACAGCUCUAUGAGCAAUCGUUCAGUGAGCUACUGUCCGAGAUGUCGCCGUUACGCCACUACUCUCAGGGAGAUAUACGCACAACCUGGAGGAUAUCUUAUCUCGAGAUUCAGAAACGCGACGCACCGGCGGCAAAGCUCUUGCUGCUUAUCUCCACUUUUCACAAUCGAGAUAUCUGGUUUGAGUUAGUUGAAAGCGGGCUGAACUAUGAUGAUGCUCCCUCGUGGUUUCGCCAAGUGGUCUCGAAUGCGUUUAAAUUCCUCAAGUCUAUGAGGACUCUCAUUGACUUCUCAUUGAUCGAGACAAAGGAGGACGGAAGCUACUCCAUGCAUCCUGUGGUCCAAGAUUGGUGUCGACAUAUUGUUGGUGAGACGAGCGAGGAAGACAAGCUCACCAUGAAAGCAAUUGCUCUGGCCUCUGUGGGGUACACGGUGCCAUUACGCUCUGAAAGGCAGUACUGGCUUCUUCAGCAACGGCUUCUUCUUCACGCAGACCAGAUGUGUGAAGCGAUUAUAAACGUGGCCGUCUUUGUCCAGGACCGUUCUCUACUUAAAGCUAUUCAGCAAGUGGGGAAUCUCUAUUUCGACCAGGGCAAACUAAGAGACGCCGAAGCGAUGUAUCAGCAGGCAUUGACGGGCUUUAUGCAAGUCCUUGGGUCAGACGAUGCCUCUACGCUUGGCGCGAUGCAUUCCCUUGGGAAUCUUUAUAAUGACCAGGGAAGAUUCAGCGAAGCAGAGCAAAUGUACCAGAAAGCCUUGGUCGGAUAUGAAAAAAAGCUCGGUCACGACGAUCCAGAUACCCUGACUACAAUUCAUUACCUCGGCGAUCUAUACAGGGACCAGGGCAAGCUGCAAACCGCUGAGCUGAUGUAUCAAAGGGCCUUGGUAGGUCGAGAGAAAAGACUUGGCCCAUGCGAUAUAAACACACUGAGCACUGUUGGUUCUCUCGCAAAUACAUACAGGGACUUAGACAAGUUCGAUGAUGCUAGGAAGCUGUAUGGGCGAGCAUUGACAGGCCAAGAGAAAGCCUUGGGCCCCGAUCACACGGCGACGUUGAGAACGGUCAGCAACCUUGGGGAACUAUACAGGAACCAGGGUCUACAUGACAAGGCGGAGGAAUUGUACAAACGAGCCCUGGCAGGAUACGAGAAAUCUCUUGGAGCGAAACACGCACACACGUUGACAGCUACCCUUAACCUAGGGGACCUCUACAAGGAUCAGGGAAAGCUAGAUGAAAGCGAGAAAAUAUACAACAAGGUACUGGCGGGAUACACAGAAGUAUUCGGCCACGACCAUGUACAGACGCUUACUGCGAUCCAGAGUUUGGGAAACCUCUACUACGCUCAAGGCAAACUGGAGGAUGCUGAGAAUAUGUACCAGCAGGCUCUGACUGGGUAUCGGAAUGCUCACGGGCCAGACCAUAUGGAUACAAUCGCGACCCUUCAUAAUCUCGGCAAUGUCUAUUCCGACCAAGGUGCGUUAGACGAGGCGGAAAACAUGUACCAGCAGGCCGUAACCGGAUACACGCACGCCCUGGGGCCAGCUCACACAUUUACCCUGACCAGCGUCCAAUGCCUUGGCGAACUUUAUAGUCAGAAAGGGAACCUGGAGCUGGCACAAGCAAUGUAUCAGAGGGUGUUCCGCGAACGACAAAGCAUCUUAGGUCCUACGCAUGCGGACACCCUAGAAUCUCUAUCAUGUCUGGUGAAUCUGCACCUCAACCAGGAUCAGCUCGAAGAAGUUGAAGCUCUAUAUCGACAGACGUUAGCAAGCUAUCAGGCUCUUAGCCCGAAUAAUAUUCACGCGAUGAACACGCUGCGCUGCCUUGGAGACCUCUAUUUUGAUCAAUGCAGGUUGAAGGACGCCCAUGAGGCUUAUCAACAAGCAUUAACUGGAUACACAGCUGCCUUGGGCCCAGACCACCCUGCCACACUAUACGCCCUUCAAUGCUUGGGGAAUAUAUAUCUCGAUCAGGGGAAGUUGAAGGAGGCUGAAGAUAUAUUCCAGAAGGCCCUAACAGGGUCAGAAAAAGUUCUCGGCCCGCAGCACCCAGAGACACUUACCACUGUCCACUGCCUGGGGAAUCUCUACGGGGAUCAGGACAGACUCGCAGAGGCAAACAUAAUGUAUCAAAGAGCGCUUACAGGCCGGGAGGAGCUUUUUGGCCCGGAUCAUCCAGACACUUUGACGACCAUUUGUCGCCUCGCAAACAUUUACAGGGAUCAAGGAAACCCAGAGGCCGAACCAAUGUUCCAGAGAGCCUUGGCAGGAUUCAACAAUGUUCGCGGCCCAGAUCAUCCUUCUACGCUGACCAUUUGCAGCCGUCUAGCUAGCCUCUAUAGAGAUCAGGGCAAGCUGAAAGAGGCGGAAGAACUAUAUAAGCAGGCAUUGUCAGGUUUUGAAAAGCGCUGUGGCCCAGAUCACAUAUCGACAUUAGCAACUGUUCAUUGCCUUGCAAAUCUGCAUAGACAACUGGGACGGCUAAAGGAAGCUGAAAGUCUAUACCAGAGGGCUCUAGUGGGGAGAGAGAAGGUCCUUGGUCCGGACCAUAUAGCAACUCUGUCCACGGUCAACAAUUUGGGAAACCUAUACCGGGAUCAAAGGAGGCUAAUAGAGGCAGAGAAAAUGUACGAGAGGGCAGCUGUCGGGAGAGCCAAAGCACUGGGGGCAGACCAUAGAGAUACCAAGGCCAGUGUUGGCAAUUUGGAGAGCUUACGCAAAGAUCAGCAACGGAGAAGGGCAUUUCUGGUUUUUGCAUUGGCCGGGUUCUUGCUUGCCAUUCUUCUUCCAUGGCUUUUUGGCAAAUAUUAA
Messenger RNA from Aspergillus novofumigatus IBT 16806, 4526 nucleotides. RefSeq lists its product as uncharacterized. The transcript has 4 exons. The coding region runs from base 96 to 4526 and encodes 1476 amino acids. Gene Ontology annotation, molecular function: protein binding; catalytic activity. NCBI's taxonomy places the organism in Eukaryota, Fungi, Ascomycota, Eurotiomycetes, Eurotiales, Aspergillaceae. Gene Ontology annotation, biological process: nucleoside metabolic process. The record is from RefSeq and is a predicted model, not a curated record.